This is a messenger RNA of Amphimedon queenslandica, 731 nucleotides long. RefSeq names its product leishmanolysin-like peptidase. The transcript has 7 exons. Lineage: Eukaryota; Metazoa; Porifera; Demospongiae; Haplosclerida; Niphatidae. Gene Ontology annotation, biological process: cell adhesion; proteolysis. The coding region runs from base 186 to 707 and encodes 173 amino acids. Gene Ontology annotation, cellular component: cytoplasm; membrane. The record is from RefSeq and is a predicted model, not a curated record. Gene Ontology annotation, molecular function: metalloendopeptidase activity.
CUACUGUACCUCAGGACCAUUUACUGCGCUGUAGUCAAUGUGGCGGAAGCUUUAGCACUUGUACUGAGUCUGGUACUGAUGGUGCUGGUGUUAGCAAUGUUGAUUAUGUCUUAUACAUAUCUGCUGUUAGUACUGGCUCAUGUGCUAAUGGUGGGUCUACCAUUGCUUUUGCUGGAGCUUGUCAAAUGGAAGAUGAGUAUGACAGGCCGAUUGCUGGGUACAUAAACUUCUGCUCUGGAGGCAUUACAAGUGCUAGUAGUGACCUAUUCAUAUUCACUGUGGCUAAGCAUGAAGUACUACAUGCUUUGGGAUUCUCAAACGGUCUGUUUCCAUGGUUCAGAGAUGAAAAUGGUAACCCAAGGACUCCCAGAAAUUCAAAUGGAUUUCCCCCAUCAGCUUCAGGAGGUGGUUACAUGGCUUCCAAUAAUACGGUUAGAGUGGUCACAUAUGACGACUGGUGGACAAAGGAUGGAGUUGUUAGUAAAACAGUUACUUUGUUAGUUACUCCGAAAGUUGUGGAAACAGGAAAGAUUCAUUUUAAUUGUAGUUCUCUAGAAGGAGUGCAGUUGGAAGACCAGGGGGGGUCAGGGACAGCACUCUCUCACUGGGAGAGCAGAAUAUUAGAAAAUGAAGCCAUGACAGGAAUUAUUUCAAGCUUUCCUGUAUUUUCUAACUUUACAUUGGCUCUGCUUGAAGACAGUGGGUAAGGGUUGAAAAAAUAUAACUGAUUA